Messenger RNA from Chrysochloris asiatica (Cape golden mole), 846 nucleotides. RefSeq names its product NSL1, MIS12 kinetochore complex component (gene NSL1). Lineage: Eukaryota; Metazoa; Chordata; Mammalia; Afrosoricida; Chrysochloridae. Bases 1 to 846 code for a protein of 281 amino acids. The transcript has 6 exons. Gene Ontology annotation, cellular component: MIS12/MIND type complex; kinetochore. Gene Ontology annotation, biological process: mitotic sister chromatid segregation. The record is from RefSeq and is a predicted model, not a curated record.
AUGGCGGGGACGGCGGAAGCUCUGGUUUUCGCACCUCCACCGGACGAAGAAUUAGUGACCGAGACAAAUGAUCUGAUUUCUGUCUCCGUUGCUCCUCGAGAAGAUUUCCGGGUGCUCUGCACUUCGAAACGGGCCGUGUCGGAAAUGCUAGAGCUGUGCGGCCGCUUCGUGGAAAAGCUAGGGGAUGUGCUACCAGAGGAGAUUCGGGAGUCGGCGCUGCGGGAUGCACAGUGGACUUUUGAGUCAGCUGUGCAAGAGAAUGUCAGUAUUAAUGGGGAAGCGUGGCAGGAAGCUUCAGAGAAUUGCUUUAUGGAUUCUGACAUCAAAGCACUUGAAGAUCAGUUUGAUGAAAUCAUAGUCGAUAUAGCCAUGAAACGUAAGCAGUAUCCCAGAAAGAUCCUUGAAUGUGUCAUCAAAACCAUAAAGGCAAAACAAGACAUUCUGAAGCAGUAUCACCCUGUUGUACAUCCAUUGGACCUAAAAUGUGACCCUGAUCCAGCUUCUCGUAUGGAAAUUUUGAAAAACCGAGGGAAAACAAUAGCUAAGGAGAUCAGUGAAGCCAUGAAGUCUUUGCCUGCAUUAAUUGAACAAGCAGACGGAUUUUCCCAAGUUUUAAAGAUGCAGCCUGUUAUUCAGCUCCAGAGGGUCCACCAAGAAGUCUUUUCCAGUUGUAAUAGGAAACCGGAUGCUAAACCCGAGAGUUUUAUAACCCAAAUAGAAACCACACCAACAGAGACUGCUGCCAGGAAAACCACUAACGUGGUACUCAAAAGGAGGAGACCUAAAGACUGCCCUCAAAGAAAAUGGUAUCCACUGCGGCCACAGAGAAUUAAUCUUGAUACAUAG